Messenger RNA from Rattus norvegicus (Norway rat), 2580 nucleotides. It is a transcript of the gene Vom2r8, whose product is annotated as vomeronasal 2 receptor, 8. The record is from RefSeq and is marked provisional. The coding region runs from base 1 to 2580 and encodes 859 amino acids. Gene Ontology annotation, cellular component: membrane; plasma membrane. Gene Ontology annotation, molecular function: G protein-coupled receptor activity. The transcript is spliced from 6 exons. NCBI's taxonomy places the organism in Eukaryota, Metazoa, Chordata, Mammalia, Rodentia, Muridae. Gene Ontology annotation, biological process: G protein-coupled receptor signaling pathway.
AUGUUCUCUUGGAUUUUUAUCCAGUUGCUCUUACACCUUCCUAAUUUUUUCUGUGUCUUUAUAACCUUUAAUAUCAGUAAAUGCUAUUACAAAAUCACUGAAGCUUUUCACCAAAAAGGUGAUGUGGUUAUUGGUGCAUUUUUCCCAAUUCAUACUUACUACACAGGGAACAAGAUUCCACAUUCAUUUCUACCAUACUAUUAUGUGGACAAUUACCUACAGUAUAAUUUUAAAAACUACCAGUAUAUUCUGGCUCUGAUAUUUGCCAUUGAAGAGAUCAAUGAAAACCCCAAUCUUUUAUCCAAUAUAUCUCUUGGAUUUGAUUUCUACAAUGUCAGAUUCACUGAGAAGGACACACUUAUGAAUGCCUGUAUUUGGCUCACAGCACAUAGAGAGAAAUAUAUUUUACCUAAUUACAAAUGUGGAAAAAAGCAUUUUACUGCUGCACUCACAGGAACAUCGUGGACUACAUCUGCCCAAAUGGGCACAUUAUUUCAACUGUUUAAAUUUCCCCAGCUUUCCUUUGGCCCUUAUGAUCAUAUUUUGAGUGACCGAAAUCAGUAUUCCUCUCUCUACCAGAUGGCCCCCAUGGCCUCAUCUCUUUCACUCGGCAUUGUCUCUUUGUUGGUUCAUUUUAGGUGGUCCUGGGUUGGUCUCAUUCUCCCAGAUGACCACAAAGGCAAUACAAUUCUCUCAGAUUUCAGAAAUGAGAUGGAGAGAAAAGGAGUCUGCAUAGCUUUUUUGAAAAUGAUCCCUGCCACUUGGAUGUCACAUUUUAACAAAUUCUGGAAAAAUAUGGAUGAGACAAAUGUCAUAAUUAUUUAUGGUGACAUUGAUUCUCUAGAAGGCCUAAUGAGAAAUAUUGGGCAAAGGUUAUUGACAUGGAAAGUCUGGGUCAUGAACAUUGAACCCCAUGUUAUUGCUGAUUAUUUCAUGUUAGACUCAUUCCAUGGGAGCCUCAUUUUUACACACCAUUAUACAGAAAGAAUUGAGUUUACUAAUUUUGUUCAAACAGUUAAUCCAUACAAAUACCCAGAAGAUAUUUAUCUUCCUAAAUUGUGGUAUUUGUUUUUCAAGUGCUCAUUUUCCGAUAUUGAUUGUCAACUUUUGAACAACUGUCAAUUCAAUGCAUCUUUGGACAUAUUACCUCGUCACAUAUUUGAUGUGUCCAUGAGUGAUGAGAGCAUCAGCAUAUACAAUGCUGUGUAUGCUGUGGCUCACAGUCUCCAUGAGAUGAGACUUCAGCAAGUACAAAUGCAACCAUAUGAAAAUGGGGAAGAAAUCAUGUUUUUCCCCUGGCAGGUAAUAUCCUUUCUACUAUAUUGUAAUGUCAGCAUUCUGAUAGACCAAAGGAGUUUAGAUUGGAGACAGAAAUUUAAUACAGAAUAUGACAUUAUUAACCUUUGGAAUUUACCAAAUGGUCUUGGAAGAAAGGUGAAAGUAGGAUCAUUUUCUACAAAUGCUCCCCAGGGCCACCAGUUGUCUUUAACUGAGCAGAUAAUACAAUGGCCAGAAGAAUUUUCAGAGAUCCCCCGGUCUGUGUGCAGUGAGAGUUGUGGGCAUGGAUUCAGGAAAUUAGCUCUGGAGGGCAAGGCUGUGUGCUGCUAUAAGUGCACUCCUUGUGCAGACAAUGAGAUUUCUAAUGAGACAGAUGUGGAUCAGUGUCUGAAGUGUCCAGAGAGUCAUUAUGCAAAUACGGAGAAGAACCAUUGCCUCCAGAAAGCUGUGAGCUUUCUGGCAUAUCAAGAUCCCUUGGGGAUGAGUCUUGCCAGCAUAGCUCUGUGUUUAUCUACACUCACAGCCUUUGUUAUUGGCAUUUUUGUGAAAUACAGAGACACUCCUAUUGUGAAAGCCAAUAACCAAGCUCUCAGUUACAUUUUGCUUAUCACACUUACUUUCUGUUUUCUUUGUUCUUUGACUUUCAUUGGCCAGCCAAACAAAGACACCUGCAUCAUGCAGCAGAUCACAUUUGGAGUUGUAUUCACUGUAGCUCUUGCCACUGUGUUGGCCAAAGCUAUUACUGUGGUUAUUGCAUUCAAGGCCACUUUUCCAGGGAGAAUGAUAAGGUGGCUAAUGAAAUCCAGGGCCCCAAACUACAUCAUUCCUAUCUGUACCCUAAUCCAAGUUUUUAUUUGUGGAAUAUGGAUGGCAACCUCUCCUCCAUUCAUCGACCAAGAUUUUCAUGCUGAACAUGGACACAUCAUUAUAUUUUGCAACAAGGGUUCAUCUGUUGCCUUCCACUGUACCCUGGGAUACCUCUGCUUCUUGGCACUUGGGGGUUAUACCAUGGCCUUCUUGUCUAGAACUCUGCCUGAUUCAUUCAAUGAAUCCAAAUUUCUGUCACUCAGCUUGCUAGUGUUCUUUUGUGUCUGGAUCACCUUUCUUCCUGUCUACCAUAGCACUAUGGGGAAAUUCAUGGUUGCUACAGAAAUAUUUUCUAUCUUGGCUUCCAGCAUAGCACUCCUUAGCUUCAUAUUUGCCCCUAAGUGUUACAUUAUCUUAUUCAGACCAAAUGAGAAUACAUUUCAUUAUAUCAGAGACAAAAUGCAUUCUAGAAGAAACAAGUCUCUUAAAACAUAG